Molecule: messenger RNA, 1025 nt
Organism: Xiphophorus hellerii (green swordtail)
Lineage: Eukaryota; Metazoa; Chordata; Actinopteri; Cyprinodontiformes; Poeciliidae
Product: fucolectin-1-like
Exons: 5
Coding region: 1-945 (314 amino acids)
Source: RefSeq, a predicted model, not a curated record
AUGAAACUCAUUUCAGCUGUGCUUCUACUGCUUUUCGUGGGGACAGUCUUCUCUCUUGCAUACAAAAAUGUGGCUUUACGUGGCAAAGCAACUCAGUCUCAUCAUUUCAUAGGAGACUGGGAUAGUCUUGUGGAUGCCAGCAAUGCUAUUGAUGGAAACCGAAAUCCCGAUCUUACACAAGGAUCUUGCACAAACACUGGACAACAAGCAUAUCCCUGGUGGAGAGUGGACCUGCUGGAGUCCUACAUCGUCACUUCCAUCUCCGUAACCAACAGAGGAGACUGCUGCUCAGAAAACAUUAAUGGAGCAGAGAUUCAUAUUGGUAACUCCUUACAGGAUGACGGCACAUCAAACCCAGUGGUUGCUGUAAUUUCUCACAUCCCACCUGGCAGGACACUGAGAAUAACGUUUACCAGUCUUGUGGAAGGUCGUUAUGUGAUUGUGUCACUGCCUGGUUUUAACAGGGUGCUUACACUCUGUGAAGUUGAGGUCUAUGGUUACCAUGCUCCAACUGGAGAGAACCUGGCUAUUUAUGGUAAAGCUACCCAGUCUACAUUGCAUGGUGUAGCCGUUGCCUACAACGCUAUCGAUGGGAAUCGAGCAGCAAACGCUGCAAAGCACUCAUGCACUCAUACUGCAAAUGAAUUCAACCCCUGGUGGAGACUGGACCUGGGAAAAACCCAUAAAGUUUUCUCUAUUAAAAUAACCAACCGGAUAGAAGACUACACUCGAAUUAAUGGAGCUGAAAUUCGUAUUGGAGACUCACUUGACAACAACGGAAACAACAAUGAAAGGUGUGCUGUGAUUUCAACCAUCUCUCCGGGUUUUACUGAAACCUUUCUGUGCAACGGUAUGGACGGUCGAUACAUCAACAUUGUCGUACCUGGAAGAACUGUGUACCUCCAUCUGUGUGAGGUGGAAGUGUAUGGCUCCAGACUGGAUUAAUUUUAAAGAUCCUAAAAUUUAUUUGGGAAGAUACUUCAACACAUUUUUAAAAAAGUGUUUGUUCCUUAUUAUUUCCACAG